UAAUUUGCCCCGUUCAUGUUUUCAUAUUUCCACUUCUGCAAGUGGAAUGCGGAAGGGACUAGAAAUCGAAACGGUGCGUUGCGGAAAAACUUAUGUCCUGCCUCGCCGCCGAGCCAACGACUGCUCCUCCUCCAUCGCCUCCUUUUGACGUCGGUGAGGGCGAAAUAUGUUCCGCGGCCUUCUCUCUCGAAAUCCCCGCCGUGGCGUCGCCACUGGUCUCCUCGCUCUCACCGCCUUCUGCGCUGGCGGCGCUACUCUUGGUUCCUCCUCCGACCGACCCUCCCAUCGGACAACAGAUGUAGCGAUUUCGAUCUCCGUCCCGUUAAGACAACUUCUAUCGUCGACUCCAUCGAUUUUCUCGCAGAGUCUUCUGCACGACAUUAUUCAACCGCGAACCCUCUCACUCCUCCUGAUUCGAGUAAGGAUGUGCCAUGCUGCGCUGGAUGUCUGGGAAGGAACACUAUUGCUAAGGCGGCCGCUGCAGCUGGUCCUGCUGUGGUGAAUAUAUGUGUUACUGAAGGUCUAUAUGGUCCGAUGCGUGCAAAGAGUAUAGGGUCUGGGACUAUCAUUGAUCCGGACGGAACGAUCUUGACGUGUGCACAUUGCAUAGCAGACAUUGCCAAUAUGAAAAGGGUCUCAAAAGGCAAAGUUGGUGUGACUUUACAAGAUGGACGUGAAUUUGAAGGCACUGUGAUCAAUGCAGACUUUCCUUCUGACAUUGCUGUUGUGAAGAUACAUUCCAAAACUCCACUACCAUCAGUCAAAUUUGGAUCAUCAUCUAAGCUUCUUCCAGGUGAUUGGGUUAUAGCCUUGGGCUGCCCACUUACUCUGCAAAAUACCAUAACAUCUGGUAUAGUAAGCUGUGUUGAUCGGAAAAGCAGCGAUUUGGGUCUUGGAGGAAUUCGAAGGGAGUAUUUGCAAACUGAUUGUGCAAUUAAUGAGGGAAAUUCCGGAGGACCCCUUGUUAAUCUUGAUGGUGAGGUUGUAGGUGUUAACAUUAUGAAAGUUGCUGCAGCUGAUGGAUUGAGCUUUGCAGUUCCAAUUGAUUCAGUCAUCAAAAUCAUUGAGCAAUUUAGGAAGAAUGGUAGAGUGGUUCGUCCAUGGCUUGGACUGAAGAUGCUUGAUCUUAAUGAAAUGAAAAUUGCACAGUUCAAGGAGAGAGAUGAUUCAUUUCCUGAUGUUAUCAAAGGAGUUCUUGUGCCCGUGGUAACUCCAGGAUCUCCUGGAGACCGUGCAGGAUUCCGACCGGGUGAUGUCGUAAUUGAGUUUGAUGGCAGACCAGUUGGAGGCAUUAAAGAGAUCAUUGACAUCAUGGAGGAUAAAGUAGGGGUGCCGCUGAAAGUUUUGGUGAAGCGAUCGAACAACAAAUCAAUCACAUUGACUGUAGUGCCAGAGGAAGCUGUUGAUUAAGUAAAACCUUAAAGCAACUAUAGCAGUGCUGAUAAUUUUAAUCAAUUUUAAAUCUGUAUGUAUUUUAAUCUUAUAUAAGCUAGAGCAUCCAUUUUUUGACAACCGUGAAAUUUUUUGAGUGCAAUAAUUGAACAAAGAGAUAAAGUAGCAGUGCUGAUUGAUUUUCUCGAUUGAUUGCUCUUCUGGGAGUAUCUGUUAAUUGAUCGAGAGACUAGUCUUGUUUAUUUGUGUUGCCACAUGAAUGCAUUUUUUUUUUUUCA
Messenger RNA from Zingiber officinale, 1670 nucleotides. Its product is annotated as putative protease Do-like 14. The record is from RefSeq and is a predicted model, not a curated record. Gene Ontology annotation, biological process: proteolysis. The transcript has 10 exons. Bases 16 to 1410 code for a protein of 464 amino acids. Lineage: Eukaryota; Viridiplantae; Streptophyta; Magnoliopsida; Zingiberales; Zingiberaceae. Gene Ontology annotation, molecular function: serine-type endopeptidase activity; protein binding.